AAGUUUAGUUUGAAGUCUACUGUACCACGCCAAUACUGAAUAACAAUGGAAUCGACAUUCUUGAAGAUUUGGCUGUGGUGUUUGUUCUUAGUAGUUCUUACUAUAGCACAAUCAGUUUUGCCAGAAAACAAAUUAGUUUCCGGAGGGCUAAGUACAACCGAAGAGCUAAGCACAACAGACGUUGACCAAGUAACAGACCGAUAUGCCUGUUCAGAAGAGUUGUUAAUACAAAGACGAUUUAAUGGCUCCGAGAACUUUAAACGACCCUUGUACGACUAUGUGAAUGGAUUUGGAGAUGUCAAUGGCGAAUUUUUCAUGGGAAUAAAGAAAAUAUUCGAGAGGACUGGCGGUGGUCCACACGAACUGCAUAUCAAAGUAGGAAAGGAGGAUGGAUCCACUAGUUUCUCCCGUUGUUCCGACUUUGCUCUUGGAAACUAUUUUCAGAUACUUGCUUUACAAAAUAGUGCGAUAUAUUCUUUAUCAACUCCCAGAUCCCAAAGAGAGAUUGAAGUCAUACAUCUCAUGGAUAAGCAUAAGUUUUGCUUUGGUCCAUUCGAUGCAUUAUGGUAUAAUAGAUGUCUUGAACGAAAAUUAAGCUUAUAUUCUGUUUCGGAUAUUUUUCGUGGAAACAUCGUUGGAGCUUUUUGUGGUACUCCGAAUGACUACGAUUGGAAUGCUAAUUUGGAAAUGUUGAUUUGCCUAUAAAUAAUACUAAGUAUGCAAAGAAGCCGUUCAAAAUAAUUCCCAUUUUGUACAAAUAGCUUUUUGAAUUUGACUUCUUUAUUUACACUCAAGUACAGUUAGCGCUUUUAAGGCGUAUAUUGAUUAUAAAAAUAAAUCAAGAAAUAUGAGA
Molecule: messenger RNA, 853 nt
Organism: Drosophila eugracilis
Lineage: Eukaryota; Metazoa; Arthropoda; Insecta; Diptera; Drosophilidae
Product: angiopoietin-related protein 7-like
Exons: 2
Coding region: 46-705 (219 amino acids)
Source: RefSeq, a predicted model, not a curated record